Penicillium taxi is the source of this 3069-nucleotide messenger RNA. It is a transcript of the gene rat1, whose product is annotated as 5'-3' exoribonculease Dhp1. The record is from RefSeq and is a predicted model, not a curated record. Lineage: Eukaryota; Fungi; Ascomycota; Eurotiomycetes; Eurotiales; Aspergillaceae. Bases 1 to 3069 code for a protein of 1022 amino acids. Gene Ontology annotation, cellular component: nucleus. The transcript is spliced from 5 exons. Gene Ontology annotation, biological process: nuclear-transcribed mRNA catabolic process. Gene Ontology annotation, molecular function: zinc ion binding; 5'-3' RNA exonuclease activity; RNA binding.
AUGGGUGUCCCAGCGCUUUUCCGAUGGCUUUCUAACAAGUAUCCGAAGAUUAUCUCUUCGGUCAUCGAGGAGCGACCCCAGGAAGUGAAUGGCGAAGAAAUUCCGGUCGAUACUACGCGCGCGAAUCCUAAUGGCGAGGAGAUGGAUAACCUGUACCUCGAUAUGAAUGGUAUUGUGCAUCCGUGUACGCAUCCCGAGGGCAAGCCGCCGCCAGCCGACGAGCAUGAGAUGAUGUUGGAAAUCUUCAAAUACACCGAUCGAGUAGUUAACAUGGUCCGCCCAAGAAAACUUCUUAUGAUCGCUAUUGAUGGUGUUGCCCCAAGAGCCAAGAUGAACCAGCAGCGCUCACGUCGAUUCCGCUCCGCCCAGGAAGCCCAGGAGAAUGAUCAGAAGAAAGACGAGUUGCAGAAGUUGAUCGCAAAACAAAAUGCCGCCAAAGGUAUUGACAAUGUCCUUCGAGAGGAAGUCGUUCAUAAAACAUGGGAUAGCAACGUUAUCACACCCGGAACGCCCUUCAUGGAUAUCCUCGCAGCAUCCUUGCGCUUCUGGAUUGCAUAUAAACUCAACACUGACCCUGCUUGGGCAAAGUUAAAAAUUAUCAUUUCCGAUGCCACAGUUCCUGGAGAGGGAGAACACAAGAUUAUGGAAUUCGUUCGGUCACAACGUGCAUCGCCUGAGCACGACCCUAACACUCGCCAUGUUAUCUACGGAUUGGACGCUGAUCUGAUUAUGCUGGGUCUUGGUACGCACGAGCCUCAUUUCCGAGUUCUACGUGAAGAUGUCUUCUUCCAGGAGUCUAAACCUCGGGCCUGUAAAUUAUGUGGACAACCCGGUCACAAGGCCGAAGAGUGCACAGGCCGUGCCAAGGAGAAGAAUGGCGAGUUUGAUGAGAAGCAAAACGCAACUCCUCUCAAGCCAUUCAUUUGGCUCCAUGUCUCCGUUCUCAGAGAAUAUUUGGCUGCUGAACUGGUUGUCCCCCAGCAACCGUUCCCUUUUGAUCUUGAGCGAGCGCUGGAUGACUGGGUCUUCAUGUGUUUCUUUGUUGGAAACGAUUUCUUGCCUCACUUACCUGCUCUAGAUGUGCGCGAAAACGGUAUUGACACUCUCAUUGCCAUUUGGCGCGACAACCUCCCCGCUAUGGGAGGAUACUUGACACAAGAUGGACGUGUCGAUUUCAAGCGGGCCCAGCUUAUUUUAGCGGGAGUGGCUAAACAAGAGGAUGGAAUUUUCAAACGUCGUAGACAGGCAGAUGAGAGGAAACAGGCCAACGACAGGCGACGAAAGGAGCAAGAGGCCUCCCGCAACAAGGAGCGCGAACGCUUCCAAAAGCGACCGCGUGGAUCACACGGCGCCGAUGAGGGUGCGCCGCAUGGCUUGGAGUUGAUCACCCCUAGCCGAGGCCACUUGUCCAAGGAUGAUAGAGAACUAACUCAUAGCAUGGUUACCAACCGUCAGGCUGUUUAUCUCGCCAACAUGGAAAAUAAGAGUGCCGCUGCUGUGUUGAAGAGCAAACUCAUGAAGGGUUCACAAGACGAACCAGCCACCGAACAGAGUGAAGAGAGCCCGACCGAUGCUGCUGAACCCACCAGUCCAUCGUCUGUUCUUGGAAAGAGAAAGGCCGACGAGGUACCGGUAGAGGCCCUAGAGGAAGCGGGAGCUACAGCCACCGCCGAAUCGGCCAAGCCUAAGAAUGAUGAGCUCCCGCCCGACACUGUUUGUCUUUGGGAGCCCGGAUAUGCUGAUCGUUACUACGAACAGAAAUUCCAUGUUGAUCCCAAAGACCAUGAAUUCCGCCGCAAGGUUGCGCGUGCUUAUGCUGAAGGUCUUGCCUGGGUCCUGCUCUACUACUUCCAGGGCUGCCCUUCAUGGACUUGGUAUUACCCAUAUCAUUAUGCCCCAUUUGCGGCGGACUUUGAUAUCGCCGACAUGGAAGUCGACUUCCAGAAGGGUCAGCCGUUCAAGCCAUUUGAGCAGCUGAUGGGAGUUCUUCCGGCCGCAUCCAACCAUGCGCUGCCCGAAGUUUUCCAUCCUCUUAUGAGCGAUCCGGACAGUGAGAUUAUUGAUUUCUACCCCGAGGAUUUUCCUCUGGAUUUGAACGGCAAAAAGUUCGCGUGGCAGGGUGUAGUUCUGCUGCCAUUCAUCGACGAGAAUCGUCUUUUGGCUGCCAUGGAGAAAAAGUACCCGUUGUUAACUGAAGAUGAACAGGCCCGUAACACUCACGGUCAAGAAGUACUGAUCCUUUCUGAUCAGCACCCUCUUUACCAAGAUAUUGCGUCCAACUUCUAUUCUAAGAAGCCUGGUCCGGAUCAAUACAAAUUGAAGAUGAGUGUGAGUGAAGGCCUAGCUGGCAUAGUUGAGCGUAACGAAGCCUACAUCCCUCAUUCCUCUUUAGUGUCCCCAUUCGAGGCGGAGGGCAUGCCAAGUGUUGAUGAUGACCACAGUCUAAUCGUCAACUACACAAUUCCCAAGUCUGCUCAUGUGCACAAGUCUAUGCUUCUUCGUGGAGUGGAGUUCGCGACACCUAUGCUGCAUGCAGGUGAGAUUCGUUCCGUCCAGGAACGAGCACGCACAUCGGGCCGAUCUUACGGCGGAGCACCAUUCCAAGGUCAAGGCCGAGGACGCGGCGGAGGACGGGGUCGUGGUGGACGCGGCGGACAGGGCGCACAUAUUGAUUAUGGCCCAAACCCGUUUGCUGCGCAUCUUGACCAGCGUUUCAAUGCUCCUGGAGGUGCCCCCGGAUGGACUCCUCCCAACAAUUACCAUAACACGCCACCCCCACCUGGACUGUACCAACAUGGUAGCCGACACACUGGUCACCAAGGUGGUCAAUAUGGUGGUCAAUAUGGUGGUCAAUAUGGUGAUCAAUAUGGUAGUCAAGGCCAAUACGGUGGCCAACAAGGUCAAUACAAUGGUCAACAAGGUGGCCAAUACGGUGGUCAAUACGGCGGUCAAUCUGGAUAUGGAAACCAGGACUCUCGGGGCCAGGGUUCUUACCGUGGAGGUGGUAGUAGAGGUGGUAGUAGAGGCGGCCGCGGUCACCGCGGAGGUGGUGGUUACGACCGCUACUAG